ACUGCUGUACCAGUAACUACCCUUGUGUACACAACGAGUGUAGAAUCAUCCACUGGGUCUGAGGUUACCACUCAGGGUCUUUCUUCAACAACAAAACCAUUUAGAGCUGAAACUACUCUUUCAACCACCACACCAGUCGUCCCAUCCACUACUGUUAUUCCCGAAGAAGGAAGCACCACUGCCCAACCAUCUACAGAAUCAUCCGCUCCAAGCGUAGUCUCCACAACUUCAAAAUCAUCUACAGCGACUCAAACCACUGGACAACUAACUACAACUGAGACUGUAACUGAGAAUGAAUUGACCACAGCUCAGACACCUUUGUCCACCACCACCAGACAACCAAAAGAGGGGACAACUGGCCUUACAAGCCAACCAACGACCACAGAAACAACCACUUUAAAAGUGGAAACACCUUUCGAAACAUCUAAAACAGUGUAUAUUUCAACCAUUUCACCAACGUCCACUCAAAAUGUUUUCUUGUCAUCCACAACCAUGGAGACCUCAAUUGCUCCUAUUACACAAACAUUAACAUCAUUUACGAAUACGCUUCCAGUGACUACAACGUCCUCUUUAUUCUCAACCACUUCUGUGGUUUGUUGUUUUGUCAAUGGCACACAUUUUCAAUCAGGUGAUAUCAUUUACAAUGUUACCGAUGGCAUUGGUUGGUGCUUCACUGCAUACUGUAAUGCAACUUGUCAUAUUGUGAAGAUUUCAACAUCAUGUGCAACCUCCCCAUCACCAUCCAUUCCUCCUGAAACAACCACAUAUUCCAGUUCAACAACCAUAAGUUCCCCUGAAACAACACAGCUUGCCACAACUAAUACAGACACAGAAGUACCAACUACCACCUAUGGGCCUAAGUGUGAUGCACUUAAUCCACCAAGACAGCCCAAUGAAACUUGGCAGAGUGGAUGUCAAAUGUGUGAGUGUGAGAGUGAAACACUGACCGUCCGUUGCCAGCCUGUAACUUGUCCUGUUUCACCACCUGUUGCUUGCGAUCAGCCUGGACAAGUGCUUGUGAACACAACAGUUGACUGCUGCGAGAUCCAAGAGUGCAGUUGUGAUGUGAACCUGUGCCCUAUUCCCAUGAUACAGUGUCCACUGGGCUUUAUACCAUCCUUCACCGUGUCUCCAGAUAACUGCUGUCCAGAUUAUAUCUGCUCCCCCAUGGAAGUCUGUGUCCAUAAUACCACAGUGUAUCAGCCUGGCUCGAUUAUACCAAGCGAUGACCCUUGUACAUUUUGUCAGUGUGGUUGGAACGUAGAUCCUGAAACAAAUCUUCUUGCUCCAGAGUGUAUGAUAGCGGACUGCAAUGAUUACUGUCCAGAGGGUCACGAGUAUCAACCCAUUCCUGGUCAGUGCUGUGGAGAGUGUGUUAGCACUGAUUGUGUGGUUAUGCAUGACAACAUCACAGUUACCGUUCCAGUUGACCAGAUAUGGCAACCACCUAAUGACAAUUGUGUGAAAUACCAAUGUGAGAGAGUCAACGGUAACUCAGUGACAGUGGAGAUGAAGACCACUUGCCCUGCCUUCAAUCCUGAGAAUUGUAUCCCUGGAACAGAGACAAUAGAUGCAGAUGGCUGCUGUCCAACCUGCACACUGGACACCAAAUGUAAUGUCCAGAAGAACAGCACCUUCCUGGUCAUUAAUGACUGUAUAAGCAACACACCUGUGGAAAUAACCUCUUGCUCAGGCUUGUGUGAGACCUCAUCAAUAUACUCUGCAGAAGCGAACGCUCUUGUGCACUCAUGCUCUUGCUGUCAAGAAACAACAACCACCAAGAAGGAAGUGACCCUGACUUGCGCUGAUGGGUCAAAUAUCAGUCACACUUACAUUUACAUUGAGUCUUGUGGCUGCAAGGCCUCCAAUUGCUCCGGUCAAUCGACUUCCUUAAAGAGACGCCGGAGGAGAUUGUGAACCUGCGCUCUUAACUCCGUACAGUAGAGCACUUUCAAAUUAAUCUUAUGGAAUAAAUCUGUAAAUUUGAAUAGCAUGAAAUGUUUAUUCUAUGGUGUCAUGAGAAUGACAGCUUUUUUGUUUCUUGUCUAGUAGCUCUUAAUAAAC
Molecule: messenger RNA, 2064 nt
Organism: Carassius auratus (goldfish)
Lineage: Eukaryota; Metazoa; Chordata; Actinopteri; Cypriniformes; Cyprinidae
Product: mucin-2-like
Exons: 11
Coding region: 493-1917 (474 amino acids)
Cellular component (GO): extracellular matrix
Molecular function (GO): protein binding
Source: RefSeq, a predicted model, not a curated record